UCUUAUUUUAAAGGAAGCACCGCAGCAGAUGCUGAAGAAAAGCUAAUGAACCACCUACUGAGUCCUGACAGGUACAAUAAGUUAAUUCGUCCAGCUGUCAACUCGUCCCAGUUGGUAUCUAUAGAACUGCAGGUUUCCCUGGCACAGCUCAUCAGUGUGAAUGAGCGGGAGCAGAUCAUGACUACGAACGUGUGGCUGAACCAGGAGUGGAUUGAUUACCGCUUGGCCUGGAAGCCCUCUGACUACGAAGGGAUAAAUAAGCUGAGGAUACCUGCAAAACACAUUUGGCUGCCAGACAUUGUACUUUACAAUAACGCGGACGGCACAUACGAAGUUUCCCUCUACACAAAUGCGAUCGUACAGAACAACGGGAGCAUUCGCUGGUUGCCCCCUGCCAUCUACAAGAGCGCCUGCAAGAUCGAGGUUAAGCAUUUUCCAUUUGAUCAGCAAAACUGCACGCUGAAGUUCCGCUCUUGGACAUACGAUCACACAGAAAUUGAUAUGGUGCUUAAAACUUCCAUGGCAAGCAUGGAUGAUUUCACACCGAGCGGAGAGUGGGACAUUGUAGCACUCCCAGGAAGGAGGACUGUGAACCCCCUGGACCCCAAUUAUGUCGAUGUGACAUACGACUUCAUUAUUAAAAGGAAACCUCUUUUUUAUACCAUCAAUCUUAUCAUUCCCUGCGUGCUAAUUACAUCCUUAGCCAUCCUGGUGUUCUACUUGCCUUCAGACUGUGGUGAAAAGAUGACCUUAUGCAUAUCUGUGCUGCUUGCCUUGACCGUGUUCUUGCUGCUGAUCUCCAAAAUCGUCCCUCCAACAUCUCUAGAUGUUCCCCUGAUUGGGAAGUACCUCAUGUUCACAAUGGUACUAGUGACAUUUUCGAUAGUUACCAGUGUCUGCGUCCUCAACGUCCACCACAGAUCCCCAAGCACUCACACUAUGCCGCCCUGGGUAAAGCUCGUGUUCCUCGAGAGACUCCCAGCCUACCUGUUCAUGAAGCGCCCGGAAAUCGCUUCCCCGCAGCAGAGGCUGGGCCACCGCAGGAAGGCGAGAUCGGAGAAUCUCUGCGUGGACCCGGCAGAGCUGUACAAGAACUCCACCUACUUCAUGAAUACAGCCUCCACCAAAAAAUACGAUAUGAAAAUCACAGAGACUCUUGACAAUGUCAGUAGCCAUCAAGAUUUUAGGUUAAGAUCAACCACAAAAUUUUCUCCUGAAGUCCAAGAAGCAAUUAAUGGAGUCAGUUUUAUAGCAGAACACAUGAGAAGUGAUGACAACGACCAAAGUGUCAUUGAAGAUUGGAAGUAUGUUGCCAUGGUAGUGGACAGGCUGUUUCUCUGGAUAUUCGUCUUUGUUUGCGUCCUGGGGACAGUUGGAUUGUUCCUGCAGCCACUUUUUCAAAACCACGCGGCUACCAUGAACCCUUAGUUGGCAUUUAAAAAUCGGCAAUGCUUACGUAGAUGCUGGGCCUCAUUCUGCUCUCAGUUCCUCCCCGAUAUAUCCAGA
Tinamus guttatus (white-throated tinamou) is the source of this 1506-nucleotide messenger RNA. Lineage: Eukaryota; Metazoa; Chordata; Aves; Tinamiformes; Tinamidae. The record is from RefSeq and is a predicted model, not a curated record.